GGCGGCCAGUGAUCCGCCAGAAGACACUCAUAGGUGCCCCUUCAUGCGCCUGUGCAAAAAUGUAGCUCUCAGACCCUUCCUGGCUCCCUAAUUGGACAUGACGUACGAAUUUUGCACUGAAAAGAAAGCGAAUUGAAAGUCCUCACCUGUGUAAAGAUGAGUGUGGAAGUGGAACAAAAGUUUAUAUUCGACUCAGACACCUUGAAAACGGUAGAGGACAUUGGAGUUUGCAUCGGCCAGAAACAGUUUCACGAUCAGUAUUUUGACACCCCGGAUUUUAAACUGACUUUAAGAGACACUUGGCUGCGCAGACGGAAACAAUCCUGGGAGCUCAAGUGCCCGACGGCUGCAGUCAGUAGAACCGAGGAGUCUCUGUGUACUCAGUAUAAGGAGAUCACCAACCUCUCUGAAAUCUACCAGAGAGUAAAGGAGCUCAUAAACAAUGCUCCUGAGACGGACGAGACCCCCUCUGAUGAAGACGACUCCUGGCUGAGCGAGCUGCAUCUGGUCUGCUUCGCAGAGUUUACUACAACACGGAGGUCCUUCACUUUGAAAGGAGUGGAGGGGGUGCAGAUCGAUCUGGACCAAGCUGACUUUGGCUACCAUGUGGGGGAGAUAGAGGUCCUUGUACCAGAGGGGGGGGACAUGCUGUCUGCACAAGAGAAGAUCAGACAAACUGCUCAGAGGCUGGGUCUGCACGGCGAGAGAAGAGUUGAAGGAAAGAUGACUGUUUACCUGAAAAGAUAUCGUCCGGAGCAAUAUGCAAAACUGCUGAGUGCACAUAUCCUUUAGUAAAAUACUAAACAGGGACAUUAGUUCUAAUAGUUUUAAACUGCACAAACCUUGUUUGUUGCUUUAAAAAAAAAGAGUGGAAAUGAUCUAAUUGCAGGUAUUUUUAAUUGGAAACAUGUUUGAAGACGAACCUGAUUCUCAACUUCCUAAAACAGCCGUGGAUCCAGAUGUAGGAGAGUUCUUGUAAAUGUCAUUGGCGGUGACAGCGCUGCACGGACUAUUUGUUAAAAAGGGUCAUCUAUUUUUGUCUGUCAAUUGGAGACAACAUGCACACUUAUGUGGACGGCUGGUUGACUGGCUGGCUGCAUCUAUGUGUAGAGCUAUGUGAACCUCUUCAAAACACUCCUGUAACUAUACAACAAAUGUUUUAAAAACACACACGCAAUAUAUUAAAUAAGAAUAAAUCAACUGUUUCUAAUGUUGUUUUUUAACUUUUCUCUUCAUUAAAUGCGACAGUUUAAUUUCCAUCUGCAGCAGCCUGCAUUAGAAGCUUGAUCUCUCUUUAGAAAUACCUUUAUCUGCUUAUCUAGUUCAUAUUAACACCACCGAUGUAAACUUCUAUAUUUGCCGGGUAAUAUGUGUAUAAAUGGUUUAAAAUAGAAAAGUGCUGGUAUGGACACGGAUGAGCCCAAAUAUAAAAGUAUAUUACUCUGA
Molecule: messenger RNA, 1446 nt
Organism: Cyprinodon tularosa
Lineage: Eukaryota; Metazoa; Chordata; Actinopteri; Cyprinodontiformes; Cyprinodontidae
Gene: thtpa
Product: thiamine triphosphatase
Exons: 4
Coding region: 157-792 (211 amino acids)
Biological process (GO): dephosphorylation; thiamine diphosphate metabolic process; thiamine metabolic process
Molecular function (GO): thiamine triphosphate phosphatase activity; magnesium ion binding
Source: RefSeq, a predicted model, not a curated record